AUGGCCAAGUUCACAGUGAGGGUUUCCACCGGAAAGGCCUUCGGGGCUGGCACGUGGGACAAAGUGUCCAUCAGCAUCGUGGGGACCCUGGGGGAGAGCCCCCCACUGCCCCUGGACCAUUUCGGCAAGGAGUUCACCGCGGGUGCUGAGGAGAACUUCGAGGUGACGCUGCCCCAGGACGUGGGCCCGGUGCUGCUGCUGCGCCUGCACCUGGCGCCCCCGGCGCUGUCCCGCCCGCUCCGCCUGGCGGCGGCCGCCGACGCCUGGUUCUGCCGCUGGGUCCAGCUCACGCCGCCGGGGGGUGCCCCGCUGCACUUUCCCUGCUACCAGUGGCUGGAGGCACCGAGUAGCCUGGCGCUGCGGGAAGGGGCAGCCAAAGUCUCACGGGCCGACCAGCACCCCGCGCUUCGGCAGCAGCGGCAGGAGGAGCUGCAGGCCCGGCGCGAGGCGUACGGCUGGAAGACUUACCUCCCUGGCUGGCCUCACUGCCUCAACGAGGCAACCGUGAAAGACCUGGACCUCAACCUCAAAUACCCUGCAGCCAAGAACGCUGCCUUCUACCUGAACAUCGGCUCUGUGGUGGCAGAGCUGAAGAUCAAGGGACUGCUGGACCGCAAAGGGCUCUGGAGGAGCCUCAGGGAGAUGAGAAGAAUAUUCAACUUCCACAGGACGCCAGCCAUCGAGUACGUGUUUGACCACUGGCAGGAGGACGCCUUCUUCGCCUCCCAGUUCCUGAACGGCCUCAACCCUGUCCUGAUCCGCCGCUGCCGCCACCUCCCAAAGAACUUCCCAGUCACCGAUGCCAUGGUGGCCCCCGUGCUGGGCCCCGGGAGCAGUCUGCAGGCUGAGCUGGAGAGGGGCUCCCUGUUCUUGGUGGACCACAGCAUCCUCUCCAGCAUCCGUACCAACAUCGUUAAUGGGAGGCCUCAGUUCUCUGCAGCGCCCCUGACCCUGCUACACCAGCGCCCGGGGCGUGGGCCCUUGGUGCCGCUCGCCAUCCAGCUCAGCCAGACCCCUGGGCCCAAUAGCCCCAUCUUCCUGCCCAGCGACGACAAGUGGGACUGGCUGCUGGCCAAGACCUGGGUGCGCAAUGCUGAGUUCUCCGUGCACGAGGCCCUCACGCACCUGCUGCAGGGGCACCUGCUGCCCGAGGUCUUCACACUGGCCAUGCUGCGCCAGCUGCCCCACUGCCACCCGCUCUUCAAGUCCACAGGCCUCGGCAUUGGAGGCUUCUCUGAACUGAUACAGAGGAAUAUGGAGCAGCUGAGCUAUGCCACCCUGUGCCUGCCGGAAGAUAUCCGAGCCCGAGGAGUUGAAGACCUCCCGGGCUACUACUACCGGGAUGACGGCAUGCAGAUCUGGGGGGCGACGGAGCGUUUUGUCUCCGAAAUAGUCAGCAUCUACUACCCAAGCGAUGAAUCUGUCCAGGAUGACCAGGAGCUCCAGGCCUGGGUGAGAGAGGUCUUCACCAAGGGCUUCUUAUCCCGGGAGAGCUCAGGUGUACCCUCCUCACUGGAGACCCAGGGAGCCCUGGUGCAGUACGUCACCAUGGUGAUAUUCACCUGCUCAGCCAGGCACUCCUCUAUCAGCUCAGGGCAGUUCGACUCCUGUGCAUGGAUGCCCAACCUGCCGCCCACCAUGCAGCUGCCCCCACCCACCUCCAAAGGCCAUGCGACACCUGAGGGCUUCUUAGCCACCCUCCCGCCAGUCAAUGCCACAUGUGACGUCGCCGUUGCCCUCCGGGUGCUGAGCAAGGAGCCUGGAGUCCGAAGGCCCCUGGGCAUGUACCCAGAUGAGCACUUCACGGAGGAGGCCCCGCGGCGCAGCAUCGCCGCCUUCCAGAGCCGCCUGGCCCAGAUCUCACGAGACAUCAGGGAGCGGAACCAGGGCCUGGCGCUGCCCUACACCUACCUGGACCCGCCACUCAUCGCGAACAGCGUCUCCAUCUAA
Messenger RNA from Lepus europaeus (European hare), 1950 nucleotides. RefSeq names its product arachidonate 15-lipoxygenase type B (gene ALOX15B). Gene Ontology annotation, biological process: lipid oxidation; linoleic acid metabolic process. Lineage: Eukaryota; Metazoa; Chordata; Mammalia; Lagomorpha; Leporidae. The coding region runs from base 1 to 1950 and encodes 649 amino acids. Gene Ontology annotation, molecular function: protein binding; iron ion binding; arachidonate 15-lipoxygenase activity. The transcript is spliced from 13 exons. The record is from RefSeq and is a predicted model, not a curated record.